AUGCCUAAGUGUCUUUCACCUGACGAAAUUGUCAACUUCAUCUUGGAAAGCCUCUGCGUUUGUGGUUUUAAUGGAGUUGAACUUGCUCAGAUAUGGACUUUAUGCGAGGAUAAGAUAAAGCCAUUGGAUGAUUUUUAUAAGACACUGAUAUGGACAUGGCUUAUGGGAGAUAAAUAUUUCAAAGUUUUUGUGAUUGACGAUGGAAAGAAGAAGCCAAAAAACUCACAUCGUUUACCUUUAAAACUUGUUUCAAAAGAUACCUUUAUAACCUAUCAAGAUCUAUGCAACCAAUAUGAGGAAGGCAAAAUACGAUUCAAAGCUGAUGAGAAUAAGCAGUCAAUAUAUUUGACCGGUGUACCACUAAAAAACAAUUCUUUGGGACAGAUGCCAUACGAACUCCUUAUGCAUAUUGCAAAAUCCAGAGGUCACGGAAUUACAUCGGUUGAUCUUAUAAAGGAAUCUGGCCAGGACAAAAGAAGUCUCACAUCAAGAUUGAACGUACUCGAGGAUCACAAGUACAUUCAAAAAACACCAACAAUUGCUUCUGGCGUGAGAACUUAUGUUAUGGUCCAUUUCCGAUUCAGAGACAACUUUGAAAAUAUACCUGUGAGAUUUGAGAAAUAUGAUAUGAUGCAAAAUGUGAUGAUUGAGCUAGGUAAGGCACCAAACGGGGUUCGGGUGAUAUCGGACUUGAUGAAGCAAGUUGGGGCAGAUAAUAAUCGUUAUGAUAGAAGACGAUUUCACUCUAUUAUUAGAUCUUUAGGCUCCAAAGGAUUCUUGGAAGAGAUUGUAGUGGUUCAUGAAGAGACCCAAAAAACUUUUGUGGGAGCUAAGCUGUUAAAGAAGUUACCACCUGAUUUUACACAGAAGGAAAUAAAGGCUCAAUUUAAUUCUCUUUCUCCUCAAAAGGGAGAGAAGCCUGUUCCAACCGACUCUGACACAAAGCAAGAAAGUGCUUCGAUCUCUAAUGAAGGUGUGCUUUACAACAAGAUCUUCCCGCUUCCAAAUCAAAUAUAUGACCUUGUCAAAUCAGAAAGGGGCAUAAGUGCCACCGAUAUUGAAGUUAAGAUCAACGGCAAAUACCGUACUCGGGUUUUUGCCAGUGCACUAAAUGGAUGUACUGUUGAGAGUCCCAUAAAGGGAGAAAGCCAUCAAAUUAUCAGGCAAUUGUGCUAUGAAUCAAAGCAGCGGUUCUUCCGUAUGUAUGUUCUUAGAGAUUUUGUGCAGUUGGAUUGUUUGAACAUGAGUGAUUACAUUUCCGACACACCACCCAAACUGGAUGGUAUAUUUACAAAAUCUUUAGUGGAGAUUUCUGCAGACGAAGUCAAAAGUCAGCAUAAGCGACGGUGUCGUCUUUUUGACCCAGAUAGUGCACAUCCUUUGUUCUUUUGGAGUUCAUACAGAGGCAAGCUUCUGCGAAAGCAUGCGUCUCCUGUAAGGAAAGUGGAUGAGUUUAAAUCUGGUGACGACAAAUUGGUACUAAGUAUUCGAAAAUCUGGUGUGCGUGUGGUGAAAAAAGAUACAAACUUUGAGCAAAUGGCCAUUGACAAUGCAUUAUUGCAACCUGUUGUCGGAGAGGAGGAUGCCACCAGUAGUACCGAACGACGUAUUGCACAACUUGCAACAUCAGGUUCCGAAGUUUCGAAUGAAUUACCUCCUAGUGUUGCGACACUUGUGCAGAAUGUGUAUACCGACAAUCCGGUGGAAUCAUCCGAAAGUGCAGAAAGGACAGAAAAGAAUAAAGAGGAUGGUAACAGUGAGAAUAAGAAGAGAAUACCGAUAUUUGUUGAUAAAGGGCCAAGGGCAAGAAGAAAGGUACUAUCGGAACUUGUGAACUCGAAAGGUUAUCAAAUUUUUAAUGGCGAUCUUUGUAAAAAGAUCUCAAAGGCAAUGAGUGUUGACUAUCUUAUAGAUCGUCGUACAGUAAUCAAAGAUGCCAUUUACUUGGAGUCAAAUGGCAAGGUCAAAAUUGUGAAGAAAGGAGCUCCAGGGAAGAAAGUUCUUACCAUACUUUUUACAGUUGAUGAGAGGAUGACAGAAGCAAAGGUAGAAAAGGUAUUCCGACAUUAUCAGAAUCUUCCAAUUUUGAAAGCAAGACAUCAUAUCAAGGGUGAAAAGAUAGAUUUUCAGAAGGUGAAGUUUUUCAAGAAGCCUAACUUGACCUUGAAGUUGCGAAAGAGCAAGAAAGUUGACAAGGAAAAGAGACUACGGAAAAGUAGAAUUGGAAUUCUUAAGAGCCGGUAUCUUUUUGAGCAUGGUGAGAAAAGGCUUAAAAGAAAAAGCAGUGCUUUGGAAGCUGAGCCAAGUGAACACGAUCUUCUAAAGCCUCUAAUGAGAAAUAAGAAGAGAAAGAAACUAAGUGUAAGAAAUAAGCAUGUGAGUUCGGCCACUCAUCCUGGAAUGAAGAAGAAACGGACUAGCGUGAAGCUUGACAGAAAGUAUAUUAUGCUGUAUAUCCGAGGUGUUAUCAUUUCACAAUCGUUGUCAACUGGGCAAAAUAUUGAGUGGCCAAGAGUUGCAGCAUUGUUUGGGGGAAGAUACACUGCCGAAAUGUUAAGAAGACAAUGGCCCAGACAUAAACGAAUGAUGGGCUUUAGAGGACUUCAGCAAGCACGAAGAAACUGGGAAAAUGCACUGCUUUCUGCAGUUGGAGCUGGAAAAAUUAAGGAAAAUGACUUGUUGGAUUAUGAUCUUAAGAAGCUGAUAGAUAUCUGGCAGGAAGAGGACCCAGAUUUCGUCGCCAAUCGCACAAAUUUCGUGUUGUACUGUGAUUAUGACUUGAAUUUGAAGAACACUAGUUUCAAGCUUUUCCAUCUAUCACGGUCCGAUGAACUUUUCAAGGAUGCACUAUCCAUCAUCGAUAAGGAGGUAACUUAUGCAAAUGCGUCUUUCACGUAUCCAAUUGAUUCAACUGAUGAAGAACGGCAAAUCGAGGGUGCAAUUGUUCCUUCGGAACUAGAGAAGGCAAAAUCAAAACUGAAGGCUCUUUUUGCGACCGGAGCAAACGACUUUUCGUCCGAUAAGGCUCGGAAAUUGUUCCCAGAUAGCUCAAGUGUAAUGUACUCCAAAGCGUUGAGUGAGCUAGAGGAUGAAAAGGCAAUUGCGUUUUUGGGUGAAGACUCAAAGAUUAAGUUCACCCUCACGGAUAAGUUGCUAUCAAUCGCAGACUGCAAGAUGGAUGAUGCCUUCUUCAAGAAUGCCGCUAAUCUCUAUGAUACCUUAGAGCAAAUUGUUGGACUAAAGAAGGGAAUAGUGCUUUCUAAAACAUCGAACAACGGAUGCUUUGCGGCUUUAUACAACUUGUUUGCUUACAACAUGGUUCGACUAACGCGUGUUGAUCAGGCCCCUCCUUCAUUGAAGUCUUAUUCAACCAAGUCGCAGGAUAGAAGGAAAUUGGAAAGCGACUUUAUUAUUUCUGACUUGGUUCCAUUCACAGUUCACACACUCCAAAAAGUUUCCGUGCCAGUAGGACCGCCUUGUUCACGUUUGUGGAUCAAUCUAGAUGGAAAGUUUAACGGCGUUCUUUGGACGAGGUCGGUUUGUGCAUUAAUAUGGUGUAUUGUAUUCCGACCAGGUGUUCGUUUGCUCGCCUUAUGCCAAAGAAUGGCUCCUUUCCUUGAAAAGUUUGAGGUACGGAUACUACUUGAUUGGCUUGUGGAGAGAAGAGUUGCUCGGAAGGGUGCCUACGGUGGUUAUUGGAUUCAGCCUAGCUGGUUCUUGGCAUUGAAAAAUGAGUUAUGA
Molecule: messenger RNA, 3741 nt
Organism: Brettanomyces bruxellensis
Lineage: Eukaryota; Fungi; Ascomycota; Pichiomycetes; Pichiales; Pichiaceae
Exons: 1
Coding region: 1-3741 (1246 amino acids)
Biological process (GO): 5S class rRNA transcription by RNA polymerase III; transcription initiation at RNA polymerase III promoter
Cellular component (GO): transcription factor TFIIIC complex
Molecular function (GO): DNA binding
Source: RefSeq, a predicted model, not a curated record